UCCUUUGGCAGCAGAAAUCAUGAGUAAAAUGUCUUGAAACAGGAAGGUAGUUGUGUUCCACACAAUUGUCAGACUUGUGCUUUCUGGACUCACCUCAAAUGUGUACAGAAUGUUCCCUGGGUGAGAGCCCAGAUUUCUCUCAUUACUACCAGCCACUUUUUCAUGUCUUACCCUGUCCCAUAUUCCUGUGCAGGAUACCCACCAUGGAAGAGACAGGCGAGGAGCCCCCAACAUCAGCUGUCCUUCUGGAUCAUUGCCAUUUUUCUCAGAUCAUCUUUAAUGGUGUGGAGAAGUUUUACAUCCCUGGGGGAGACAUCACAUGCCAUUACACCCUUACCCAGCAUUUUAUUCCCCGCCGGAAGGACUGGGUUGGCAUCUUUAGGGUAGGAUGGAAGACAACCCGAGAAUAUUACACCUUUAUGUGGGCUGCUUUGCCUGCUGACCUCCACAGUAAAUCAUCCUUGCAGCAACAAGUGCAGUUUAAAGCUUACUACCUACCCAAAGAUGAUGAGUAUUAUCAGUUCUGCUAUGUGGAUCAAGAUGGUGUUGUCCGGGGGGCCAGUGUUCCUUUCCAGUUCCGACCAGAAAGUGAGGAGGACAUCCUGGUGGUCACCACUCAGGGAGAAGUGGAGGAGAUUGAGCAGCUCAACAAGGAACUGCGCCAACAGAACCAGGAGCUGAAAGACAACUGUCUUAGUCUCCAGAAACAGAACUCAGACAUGCAUGCUGAACUCCAAAAGGUUCAGGACCUGCAGGAGAAACUGGAAUCUCUAACAGAUAUCAAUAAGAAGUUGGAGCAGAAGGUCAGUGUCCUGAAUGAAGAAAAUGAGGGUCUGAAAGUACAGAAGGGCUGUUGGGAGACAGAACUGCUUCAACUUAAAGUGCAGAACCAGAAUGUGUCUUCAGAAAAUGAGAAAAUGGGCAUCAGACUGAAGGCUACUCUGAAUCAUCUUGAUCAGCUUGAGGUAGUCAAGAAUGCACAGAUUGCGGUUCGAGAGAAAGAAAUGGAGAAGCUGACUCAGGGAGACCGGGACAAAAUAGAACAGUUGGAGCGUUUGAAGAAGGAAAAUGAACAGUUACUUCUCAGUUUGACUAAACAGAGGGAGCACCAGCAGAAGCUUGAACAUACUGUGGAGGAUAUGAAGCAAAAGGACACAACUGCUAACCAGAAGCACCAGGAGUUCACGAACCAGAUCAGUGAUCUGAUGAAGAGGCUAGAUGAGAGCAAGUUUUUCUAUCAGGAGCUACAGAAAGAGAAGACAAGAAUAGAAGGAGAAAAAGAUCUCUUGCAGAAGGAAAAUGAGAGGCUGCUGUGUUAUGUAUGUAACGAUCCUGGUUCUAAUCUGCUCUCUAACCCUAUUCCUGUUCAAGAAGCCCUGGAAGAAAACACUGAGCUUGUCUUUGGAAAUCCUUAUGCUGCUGCCCAAGACAUCCAGUAUGUCCCUAGUCUACCCUCAAUCAAAAAGUGCCCCAUCUGCAAUGGGGUCUUUCCUGAUGAUGUGGAGGAAAACGUCUUCGAGCAGCACCUGCAGACCCAUAUCCUGGACUGUCCAUUUUGUGAUGAGGUCUUCUCAGAGGCUGAGCGGCAGGUGUAUGAUGACCAUGUGUUCUGCCACUCACUCUAAAAAGUGUCAUAAGUGCUUGGCCUCAGGUAGAAUAGACCAGAUAGCUCCUUUUAAUGAGUUAAGAUUGGAUCUAAACCUGAAACUACUAAUUCCACUCAGCCCCUCUUUCCUCUGGGGAUGCCAUCCUGUUCAGCCAUCAUUGAGACAUUUGUUACCUGCAGCCUUUUGGAUCGGUCUGUACUGUUAGUUCUGAUAAUAGCUCAGGUGAUACUAACCUAUAGCUUUUACCUUUCUAGAAAAGGACUCAGUGAGACAGCUCUAGAAUGAGACUACCUUGGUUUUGCAAACUCCAGAGCCUGGCUUGGGCACUAAAAUGAUUGGCCCCCUGUGUUACCUAACUGCUAUUGAAUUGGGCAAGCCAAAAUGAAACCAGCUCAGAUGAAUUUGCACUGUACUCACUUCUAACCUUGCAUUUAUAAACAAGGGGCUGGAGAUUUUGCAUCCUGUUCCUUAGCUCUUUUGCUUCAACUAGCUGCUUUAAUUGGUCACAUUUAGCAAAGCAGAGAACUGAUGCGCCAUGUGAGGUGUUUUGCCCAACCUCUUCCUUCCCAUAGAAGUACAUUUUUCUGUAGCAAGUUUAGGGAGUUCUGUGAUCUUGAGCACAUGAAAUCUUCUCACAAGAUACCUUCAGCUGCUCCGGCUAUCACUUCCUAAUUUUGUCUGUUUUCUAUGCAAAUAUACAACCCUCGCUGUAAUGCCCUUUCAUAGCCAGUAAUUAGAAAUCAGUGGUUUGGAAUUGUUUUCCUCAGCAGCAGGUGGGUUUAAAUUAUUUUGGAUAAGCAAGAAUAAUGGAUAUUUAAAACCGUUCAUCUCUUGAUUGCUUGAAGUUAAAUAAAAUCCUCAUAUGUUUCUGUGA
Gracilinanus agilis (Agile Gracile Mouse Opossum) is the source of this 2481-nucleotide messenger RNA. It is a transcript of the gene CALCOCO2, whose product is annotated as calcium binding and coiled-coil domain 2. Gene Ontology annotation, biological process: positive regulation of autophagosome maturation; xenophagy. The record is from RefSeq and is a predicted model, not a curated record. The transcript is spliced from 12 exons. Gene Ontology annotation, cellular component: autophagosome; PML body. NCBI's taxonomy places the organism in Eukaryota, Metazoa, Chordata, Mammalia, Didelphimorphia, Didelphidae. The coding region runs from base 99 to 1625 and encodes 508 amino acids.